GUCUUGCUCUGUAUAACAUAUACCUCCACAUUUGAGCUGAAUGGGAGUUCAGUGUUGAAGAUUGCUGAGUUGUGUUUUGCAUGUCAUAGAGCUGGAAGUCCCCGAAUGCAUGAAAUGAUCAAAAUGUCCAUUGCACACCUCCUUGAGGCCCUCAGCUCUCGCAUUUUUACUGGUGCUUCUUCAUCAAUGGCUUUUCACAAGGUUUGCAUUGAGACAUAUGUAUCUAGCUGUCACCAGCGGAGCAUUAACACCGCUGUGCGGGCAACCCUCAGCCAAAUGUUGAGUGACUUGACUUUACAGUUACGACAAAAGCAAGAAAAUAUGACAGUUGAAAACCAUGACACCUUGCAGAAAGUCAAGACUCAAGGUACUUCCACUGAGGCUCUUUGUGAUGAUGUUGUAUCUGUCCUCACUGUGCUCUGUGAGAAACUCCAGGCUGUCAUAAAUGACAAUCGUCAACUUCAGCUUCUUUACUUGGAGUGCAUCCUCUCCAUGUUAAACAGCUCCUCUCCCAGCAUGCACCAGCACAAAGGAUUCACUGAUCUAAUAUGGAAGCAACUGUGUCCAGCCCUAGUAGUAAUCCUGGGAAAUCCAAUCCAUGACAAAACUAUCACCUCUGCCCACAGCAGCAUCUGCCUUGAGGCUGAUUCACCUUCCUCAGGGAUCUCUGAUCAUGGCCGGGGUUCAGGUUGUUCCUCCACAGCACCUGCUCUUAGUGGGCCAGUUGCACGGACCAUAUAUUAUAUUGCAGCAGAACUGGUUCGACUGGUGGGAUCAGUGGAAUCCAUGAAGCCUGUGCUGCAGUCUCUCUAUCACCGUAUGUUGCUUUACCCACCACCUCAGCACCGGGUAGAAGCCAUCAAAAUUAUGAAAGAGAUACUUGGCAGUCCUCGACGGCUUUGUGAUUUGGCAGGGCCUUGCUCUUCUGAGUCAGAAUCCAGGAAGAGGUCUAUUUCUAAAAGGAAAUCCCAUCUGGAUCUUCUGAAGCUUAUCAUGGAUGGGAUGACAGAAGCAUGUAUCAAAGGUGGUAUUGAAGCAUGUUAUGCUUCAGUGUCCUGCGUCUUUGCCCUGCUUGGAGCAUUAGAUGAGCUGAGCCAAGGGAGGGGUCUUAGUGAAGAGCAGAUCCAGCUGCUGCUGCGGCGCUUAGAAGAAUUGAAGGAUGGGACCGAGACGAGCAGGGACUCCAUGGAGAUCAAUGAUGCUGACUUUAGGUGGCAGAGGCGCAUCCUGUCCUCAGAAAAUCCUGCUUGGGAAUCAGGAAAUGAGAAGAGUCCUGAUAUUAGCAUUAGUGUUACCACAGACACUGGUCAGACCACUUUGGAAGGGGAUAUGGGACAGACAACUCCAGAGGAUAAUCCAGAAAGUCAAAAAAACUCAUUGCCAUCUCCAGCUGGACAUGAAAGCAAAGAGAUUCGUUACAGAGAACCGGAGUCAGAAACCAUUGACCAGCCAGAUGUUGUUCAGAGAAGCCACACCAUAGUCUAUCCAGAUAUAACUAACUUCUUAUCGGUUGAUUGCAAGACCCGGUCCUAUGGAUCCAGAUACAGUGAAAGUAACUUCAGUGUAGAUGAACAGGACCUUUCUAGAACUGAGUUUGAUUCGUGCGAUCAGUAUUCCAUGGCAGCAGAGAAGGAUUCAGGCAGGUCAGAUGUCUCAGACAUAGGCUCUGACAAUUGCUCCCUGGCUGACGAGGAGCAGACACCACGGGAUUGUCCAGGUCACAGGUCCUUACGUACUGCUGCUCUCUCUCUGAAAUUGCUGAAAAACCAAGAAGCAGACCAGCACAGUGCGCGGCUGUUUAUCCAGUCACUUGAAGCUCUUCUUCCUCGGCUUGUGGCUCUUCCCAGCAUAGAGGAGGUGGAUGGAGCACUGCAGAGCUUCUCUUCAACCUUCUGCUCAGUUACUCACCUUAUCCACGCCCCCAAAGUGACGACAGUGGAAAGUCCAAGAAGGCAGCAGCACAGAGCUUUCAAACCCUCACGAGGUAUGAUGCACUCACCAGGAUUUGAGGGAAACCUAAAUUUCAGCUUCCAGACUCUGAUGAAUGGAGACAGUCUCUACGUGGUCUCACAUUACACUUUGCUACUCAACCUAAAAUUGGCCAACUCAGACUACUACAGGAAGAAGCCUGCCCAGGCCCCUGUGUUGCUGAAGGAGUUCAUGAAGCAGGUCCAGUCCAGUGGAGUGUUGAUGGUAUUUUCCCAGGCCUGGGUUGAAGAACUGUACCACCAGGUACUAGAAAGGAAUAUGCUGGGGGAAGCUGGAUACUGGGGAAGCCCUGAAGAGCACAGCCUUCCACUUAUCACCAUGCUGACUGACAUCGACGGCUUGGGAAGCAGUGCAAUCGGUGGCCAAUUGAUGGCAUCUGCUUCAGCUCAAUCUCCUCUUGCCCAAAACCGGAAGACAGAUGAUUCUGUUGUUGCAGGAGUUGCUUUUGCCCGAUACCUUUUAAUCGGCUGUUGGAAGAACUUAAUUGACACUUUGUCCACACCACUGACUGGCCGCAUGGCAGGCAGCUCCAAGGGGCUGGCCUUCAUCUUGGGAGCAGAAGGAGCCAAGGAGCAGAACCAAAAGGAGAAGGACUCCAUCUGCGUGAGCCUGGAUGGACUGAGGCGGGCAGCACGGCUGAGCUGUGCUCUAGGAGUUGCUGCUAACUGUGCAUCUGCUCUUGCCCAAAUGGCAGCUGCCUCCUGUGUCCAAGAAGAAAAGGAGGAAAAAGAAAUCCUAGAGCCCAGUGAUACUAUAGCACAAGACUGUAUACCUUUGCCACCACCCUAUAACAAACCUUUUAAGCAAACAAGUGUUUGUUUAAAAGCUGGAGAAGCUAAUGGUUUGGGUUUUUUUAUUUUUCAUGCUGCAGUGAAACAGAAAGUGGAGCAGAAACUGGAGCAGAUGGGGAAAGUGCAGGGAGUCUGCCUGCACACUGCUCAUGUUUUGUGUAUGGAUGCAGUCCUUAACGUGGGCCUGGAGAUGGGAAGCCACAAUCAGGACUGUUGGCCUCAUGUGUUCAGGGUGUGUGAGUACAUCAGCACGCUGGAGCACACCCACUUCAGUGAUGGUGCUUCCCAGCCCUCCCUCACCAUCACCCAGUCACAGCAGGCACAUGCAGGGCUGCACCCAGACUCUGAGCCUGGGGAGUCUCCCCAGGCACUGACACCUGAGCAGGAGACCACCCUGAGCAGCAAUCCUGUCAUUCAGCCAGUUUCUAUCCAGGAACUCAUCAAGGAGAGCAGUAAGGGCAGAGCUUUUGACUUCCGUGGAGGCAGCCUGCUGUGUGGGACCAGUGCUGCCAAGGCUGUUCUCACGCUCUCCACGCAAGCAGACAGGCUCUUUGAAGAUGCUGCUGACAAGUUAAACUUGACGGCAUUGGCAGGCUUCCUUUACCAGCUCAAGAAGGCUUCUCAGGCCCAACUUUUCCAUUCAGUCACAGAUACAGUUGAUUACUCCCUAGCAAUGCCAGGUGAAGUGAAAUCUAUCCAGGACAGGAGAAGUGCACUUCACUUGUUCCGACUUGGUGAUGCCAUGCUCAGAAUUGUAAGGAGUAAAUCUCGCCCAUUGCUCCAUCUCAUGCGCUGCUGGAGCCUGGUGGCACCUCACCUUGUGGAGGCUGCCUGUCAUAAGGAGAGACACGUGUCUCGGAAGGCUGUCUCCUUCAUCCAUGACAUCCUCACUGAAGUGCUGAUGGACUGGAAUGAGCCUUCUCAUUUUCACUUUAAUGAGGCACUUUUCCGCCCCUUUGAGCGUAUCAUGCAGCUGGAGCUGUGUGAUGAGGAUGUCCAAGACCAGGUGGUCACCUCUAUAGGAGAGUUGGUGGAAAUGUGUUCUACCCAGAUCCAGUCAGGAUGGAGACCCUUGUUCAGUGCCCUGGAAACAGUGCACAGCAGCAGCAAGUCGGAGGUUAAAGAGUACCUUGUAGGAGAAUACUCUAUGGGGAAACGCCAGGCUCCUGUGUUUGAUGUCUUUGAAGCAUUUCUAAACACUGACAGCAUCCAGGUCUUUGCCAAUGCCGCCACCAGUUAUAUUAUGUGCCUUAUGAAGUUUGUCAAAGGACUGGGGGAAGUAGAUUGUAAGGAGAUGGGUGACUGUGUGCCAGGAUCAGGAUCUGCAUCUACAGACUUGUGCCUUCCCGCGCUUGAUUAUCUCAGGAGAUGUUCUCAGUUGUUAGCCAAAAUCUAUAAAAUGCCCUUAAAGCCCAUCUUCCUCAGUGGCCGUCUGGUUAACUUGCCCCGAAGAGUGCAGGAACAGUCAGCCAGCAGUGAGGAUGGUGUUGAGUGCAUCCUUUCUGACUUUGAUGACAACACUGGCCUCAUCAACGUCUGGAUUAUACUGCUGGAAGAAUUAACAACUGCCAUAUCCAACUGUCCCCGCCAGCACCAGCCUCCUACUUUGGAUCUGCUCUUUGAAUUGCUGAGGGAUGUUGCCAAGACACCUGGCCCAGGAUUUGGCAUUUAUGCAGUUGUACAUCUUCUUCUUCCCACGAUGUCUCUUUGGCUCCAUCGCAGCCAUGGUGACCAUUCCUACUGGGAUGUGGCAUCUGCAAAUUUCAAGCAUGCCAUUGGCCUUUCCUGUGAACUUGUAGUGGAGCACAUUCAAAAUUUCAUACACUCAGAUAUUGGUUAUGAAAAUAUGAUCAAUGCUAUGCUGAAAGAUCUUUUCAAAUUGUUAGUAGCCUGUGUAGCAGAACCAACAGAAAUUAUUUCCAGAGUUGGCUGCUCUUGUAUCAGGUAUGUGUUAGUGACAGCAGGGCCUGUUUUUACUGAAGAGAUGUGGAGGCUUGCCUGUUGUGCCUUGCAGGAUGCAUUCUCUGCCACUCUGGAACCAGUAAAGAACCUAUUGGGCUAUUUCCACAGUGGUUCUGAAAGCUUUAGUGGAGAUGCCUGUGAAGUGAAGGUGGCAGCCCCCUCCCUCUCGCCAAGUGCCGAAGCUGAAUACUGGAGAAUCAGAGCCAUGGCUCAACAGGUCUUCAUGCUGGAGACUCAGUGCUCCCCAAAGACUCCCAGCAACAAGGAAGGGUUUGAACAUGCCCAGUCGUGCGUGCUCAUCAUUGACCUGCCACCAGAUAAGAAACCAAAUGGGCAUACGCAGAGAAGGAAGCUGGGUAUUCCUUUCAGGACAAUAGUGGUGAGCUUGCUGUCCCACCAAGUACUGCUCCAGAAUUUAUAUGACAUCUUACUGGAAGAAUUUGUGAAAGGCCCUUCUAACUUGGAGGAGAAAACAGCAGUACAAGUACCAGAAAACAAAUUGGCUGGUUUUCUCAGGUACAUCUCCAUGCAAAACCUAGCCAUCAUCUUUGACUUACUGCUGGACUCCUACAGAACAGCCAGGGAGUUUGACACCAGACCUGGGUUGAAGUGUUUGCUGAAAAAAGUGUCUGGCAUUAGUGGAGCUGCCAACUUGUAUCGCCAGUCAGCAAUGAGCUUCAACAUCUACUUCCAUGCUUUGGUUUGUGCAAUCCUGACAAACCAGGAGAACAUCACUGCAGAGCAAGUGAAAAAGAUCCUCUUUGAAGAUGAUGAGAGAAGCACAGACUCAUCACAGCAGUGUUCUUCAGAAGAUGAAGACAUUUUUGAAGAAACUGCCCAGGUCAGUCCCCCACGAGGGAAGGAGAAGAGACAGUGGAGGGCUCGAAUACCAUCUCUCAGUGUACAGCCUGUCAGCAAUGCAGACUGGGGAUGGCUAAUCAAGCGGCUUCAUAAGCUCUGUAUGGAGCUGUGCAACAACUAUAUCCAGAUGCAUCUGGACCUGGAGAAUAAUGUAGAGGAGCCUCCAGCGUUCAAAGGUGACCCUUUCUUCAUUUUACCAUCCUUUCACUCAGAAACCUCCACCCCAUCAACCGGAGGGCAAUCUGGGAAGGGCACACCAUCAGAAGAUGACCGGAGUCAAAUCAGGGACCAGCUGGGAGACAGCCUGACGCCCCGAGGAGGGAGUGGAGAAGUGUUGCUGCUACCCCCACCCCUAAGUCCUAAACUAGAGAAAAAAGAGCAAACCAGGAAGAAAGAAUGGUGGGAGAGUGCUGGUAACAAGAUCUACACCAUAGCCACUGACAAAACUAUCUCCAAGCUCAUGACAGAAUACAAGAAGAGAAAGCAGCAGCAGGCCAUGACAUCCUUCACCAAAGAGGUCAAAGUGGAAAAGAAAGGGGAGCUCCUGGGUUCAAGAGGGCCAGACUCACCUAUACUCCAGCGGCCGCAACAUCUUAUAGAUCAAGGUCAAAUGAGGCAUUCUUUCAGUGCUGGUCCAGAGAUCCUGAGACAAGAGAAGAGACCACGCUCAGGAUCCACAGUCAGCUCCCUGAAUAUAUCUGUUAGGGAUGCGGAGGCUCAGAUACAGGCAUGGACCAACAUGGUGCUGACAGUUCUCAACCAGAUUCAGGCCCUGCCAGACCAAACUUUCACAGCCCUGCAGCCAGCGGUGUUCCCCUGUAUCAGCCAGCUGACUUGCCACGUGACAGAUAUCCGUGUCCGCCAGGCAGUACGGGAAUGGCUGGGAAGAGUGGGCCGAGUUUAUGAUAUCAUCAUUUAA
Antrostomus carolinensis (chuck-will's-widow) is the source of this 6522-nucleotide messenger RNA. It is a transcript of the gene ARFGEF3, whose product is annotated as ARFGEF family member 3. Lineage: Eukaryota; Metazoa; Chordata; Aves; Caprimulgiformes; Caprimulgidae. The record is from RefSeq and is a predicted model, not a curated record. Gene Ontology annotation, molecular function: guanyl-nucleotide exchange factor activity. Gene Ontology annotation, biological process: regulation of ARF protein signal transduction.